This is a messenger RNA of Rotaria socialis, 1974 nucleotides long. NCBI's taxonomy places the organism in Eukaryota, Metazoa, Rotifera, Eurotatoria, Philodinida, Philodinidae. The record is from the annotation of a GenBank genome assembly.
AUGUCUACUUGGGAAGAACAUGUAUUAUCAAAUUCGCCAACAAAUGAUAGAAAUAAUGGAUCGAAAUCGGAUGAAACACCACGAGAAGGAUUAGGAGAGAUAAACCAUACAUCAGAACUGACAAUUGAUUUUGGAAAACUCUAUAAUCAAUCAGAUUAUAGUGACGUUGAAUUAAUAAUUGAAUCUGAACAUUUUUUUGCUCAUCGCACUAUACUUGCUGCUCGUUCGGAAUAUUUUCGCGCAUUACUCUACGGUGGUUUACGCGAAUCUCAACAUGAUAAUCAUGCCAUCGAAAUAAAAGAAUGUAAAGCAGCUGCAUUUAAAAUUCUUCUACGUUAUAUAUACACUGGUCAGAUUAACUUAGCCAAAGAAACUGAAGAUACACUACUUGAUCUACUGGGUCUAGUACAUCAAUAUGGGUUCGAACAGCUUGAAAGUAGCCUAUCCAUGUAUAUACAAUCAAUCUUAUCAUUAAACAAUGUUUGCAUUAUCUAUGAUACUGCUUGUCUCUAUGAAUUAAAUAAUCUCCGAGAACAUUGUGCUCUAUUUAUUGACAGUCAUGCAAAGGAAGUAAUCACAACAAAUGAAUUUUUAGCAUUAUCACCGGAAGCAUUGUCGUCCGUUGUAUCACGCGAUUCAUUUUUCUAUCCGGAAAUUGACAUAUUUUAUGCUAUUAAAAAUUGGCAUGAUUAUUAUUAUCUUAACCAAAAAGAUCAAUGGAAACCAUUUGAUAAUAUUGUAUCAAAAGUACGGUUAACACUAAUGUCAAUGACUGAACUAUUGAGCAUUGUUCGUUAUUCAAAUUUAUUUGAUCUCAAUCAGAUAUUAGAUGCUAUUGAUAUAAUUCAUACUGAAAGUAGUUCAGCAAUGACUGUUAGUAAUAGAACUAACUAUAAAAACUAUCGAGGACGACUAAGAUUGAAUGAAAAUUUAGCUACAAAAGCAUAUGAUGCAGAAGUAAUUGAAGGCGAAGUAAAACAAUAUCUAUUGGAUGGUGAGGUUAUCAAUUAUGAUUUGGAUCGUGGUUAUACAAGACAUCUUAUUGAUGAUGUUCAUUAUAUUUGCGUGAAAUUAGGUGAACCAUCUAUAAUCAAUCAUAUUAAAUUACUUUUGUGGGAUAAAGAUACUCGAACUUAUUCUUAUUAUAUUGAAGUAUCAGUUGAUAAUAGAAAUUGGACACGAAUUAUUGAUUAUCAUCUAUAUUUAUGUCGAUCAUGGCAAAAAUUAUAUUUUACUCCAAUUGUGGCAAGUAUCAAUAAAGUUUUUCAUCUUGUUUCCAUGGAAGUUUAUUAUAAAAGAAAAUCAUUUGCAAUUGUUGGAGAUAUUCAUGCUCCAAUCGAAAAUAUCGCAACAAUUGAAGAGGGUGCUAUUGUAUCUGAAGGUGUUAGUCGUGUUAGAAAUGCACUGAUUAAUGGAGAUUAUCAGUCGUACGAUUGGGAUACGGGCUACACAUGUCAUCAAAUUGGUUCAGGUGGCAUUGUUAUUCAAUUAAGUCAACCUUAUGUCGUUAGUUCAAUGAGAUUAUUGUUAUGGGAUUGUGAUAACCGUUCAUAUUCUUAUUAUAUUGAAACAUCACUUGAUAAUAUAAAAUGGUCAACAUUUGUUGAUAAACGCAACACAGCUUGCCGAUCAUGGCAAAUAUUAACGUUUUCGCCUCGUAUCGUUGUAUUCGUACGUAUAUGUGGUACACAUAAUACAGCGAAUGAAGUAUUUCAUUGCGUUCAUGUCGAAUGUCCAUGUCAACCUGAUAUACUUAAAUUACAUUUGAAUGAACAACGAUUGAAUUCACCAGAAAGUUCUCAAGAAAAAAAUGGUAUAGCAUGUGAAGAGUUUUAUAAUCAUUUUGAAUCAUGGUCGAAAAUCAAUAAAAAUUCGUUAUUAGAAACGCAUAAGAUUUUACCAUUUAUGAUCAAACCACAUUAUACAGAAAUAAUUCAUAGCGAACAAGAUGACGAUGAACAAAAUCAACAUUGA